UCAAUGCAUGGACCAAAAUCUGCCACGACUACAUUCAACAACUAAUUUCUCUAACAACAGAUACACGAAUCUUUUAUUGCUUCAGUUUAUGACUUCCAUUGCUGACUUGUGGUUUGUUAAGUGAAUUUUGUAAAGUUUCGAGUAAAAUCUGCACCUUACCAGAACCUUAGUUGAUGUACGUGUCUAUAUGGAUAUAAUCUCUUGAAUCCAUUAAUGAAUGGUGUAGUUUCUAACGCUGACGAAGUUGAACGAGUUAACGAAUCUGAGAUGCUAUUACAUCCGAGAACUAAAAAACCAACCCCCGUUUUGUGGAUGGUUGUUGUAUUGGUUUUCAUCAUAGUAUAUUAUUUCUCAACAACAAAUUCAAAUUCGAAGACUAGCAACGUGAAUCCAAAGUUACUUGUCAAUGGCGCUGAUGUCGAUCGCCAAUUUCAGCAAGAAAUUCCAGAACAAAAUAAACAAAUAGUAGAUGUUGGUGAGAUUGGAAGAAAUAGAUUUGAAAGGCCAGUCGCUGGUGUUCCAAAUGUUCAAAAUUUAAACCCCCAGCCGGUUCAAAAUGCCCCACAAGAUUUAUCAGGGGUUCAACCCGACGGAAAGAUGAACGUAGUAGGUAACUUGCAGAAACCUGCAGUCAGACCAGUUGGAGGUUUUGCUAAUCCUGCUCCAUUACACAGAGAACCAGUGGACUUUCGCCCGGGGAUUCGCGAGGGGAUUCUAAAUGUGGGACAUGGACUCAAUUUACGAAAAGACGACGUCAAUCCGGACUACAUCGAUGCUGUUUUAAAUAACGAAAAUCCUGACCAUGAUGCUGUCAUCCCUAAAUUCAACCCGAAUAAGCACGUAGAAAACAAGAAAUUUGAGGAUUAUGCCAAUGUCCAACGACCAGACCCAAAAUCCUUACCGGUGGAUAUAAUCUUAAGUCCCACCGUUACGUCGUGUGAAAAACCAGUAGUAGUUGUUCUCAUAACUACUGUAGUUAAGGAUGCACGCUUGCGCACAGGAAUUCGCCGCACUUGGGGAAAGAAAGCAAACGUAGAUCAGCCGGAUAGAAUCGAGGGUGAUUGGAAAGUUUUUUUUGUGAUGGGUCGACCACAAAAUGCCUCAUCUAACGGAGCUAUUGUCAAAGAAGCAGAGUUGAAUAAUGACAUCAUCCAAGGAGAUUUUCCCGAUAUGGCAGAGGAAGAGACAAGGAAAGUCUUAGUGGGAUUGACAUGGAUUGUCGAGCAGAUGUCAUAUGUAUACCACUGCCAACCUCUGCAUGUUCUCCGAGCUGAAGCGGAUUUGUAUAUUAACAUGCCGGCCAUUUUCAAAUGGUUAAAAUCGCAACCGCGUAGUAACCUUUACGUUGGUCACGUUGUUCACGGAAACUUUCCAAAUCGUGACGUAGAGAGUCCGUAUUACGUAUCAAAAAAGGAUUAUCCUCACUAUAAUCUACCGGAUUACGCUGAUUCCCCUGUGUACCUCAUAUCCUACGAUAACGUCAAACGGUUUAUUGGGGAAAUUUCGUCGGUCACACCUAUCGCGAUGGAUGGUGUAUACAUUGGGCUGCUGGCAGAACAUGUCGGUGCCAAACCUACAAAUAACGAACACUUUAUUUUGAUGAAAAGACCGUCGAAUGUGUGUUUGUAUCAUCACAUGUUUUUUAUAUUCAGAGUCAAUGAGCCUGAGUUAAUUCAUAUAUAUAAUGUAGUUGAAAGACAUCACAACAAAAGAGAGUGCUCACGAACAGACUUCUAAUUUUUAAACAAUUGGUCCGAAUCGGUCGGCAAAUGAGCUUAUUAUGACUAUUGCGUUUUUCCUAUAAAUCCCUAGGAAUUCUUCGUCAUAAAGUAAAGGACAAUAUCUUCUCAAAUUCUCGGAGUUCACGUCAUGUCGCGCGUAGCCUACUCUGCGCGUAAAUUAAGUACGAACAAUUGCAUUGAUGUGUAGACCAAGACGGUUGAAUGUGAAUGUGUAUACACAAUGACGUCAAUUCGUAUCAAUGACAUUUUAAUGAUUGACAAUGCUUACUUAUUUAAGAUUAUGUUUACCUAUUGAGUCUCUUUAAUACAUCAUUACCCGAAACUUAACCCUGGAUGAGAAAGGGAGUACGGUAUUAUUUUACUCAAGCCUAUUCGACUCUAGGCAUCAGACAAAAUGUACGUAUGUCCACACGCAUUUAUUUCAUCAAAUAGAAUGUUUAUCCCAUGUCAAAAAUGACACUUUCAGGAUAUGGUAUUCAGUAACGCCAAUUCGUAUCAAUGACAUUUUAAUGAUUGACAAUGCUUACUUAUUGAAGAUUAUUUUUACCUAUUGGGUAUCUUUAAUACAUCAUUACCCGAACCUUAACCCUGGAUGAGAAAGGGAGUACGGUAUUAUUUUACUCAAGCCUAUUCGACUCUAGGCAUCAGACAAAAUGCACGUAUGUCCACACGCAUUUAUUUAAACAAAUAGAAUGUUUAUCCCAUGCCAAAAAUGACACUUUCAGGAUACGGUAUUCAGUCCACAUGUAGGCCUAUUCGGUUACCCGAGCAGGGAAUCCAAACCUAGUGAUAUUGGCAGCCAGUGCCGAAUUUACUUGAGAUUUUAGGCCCUAUUUACUGAUCAGUCCGAGCACCAAAUCCAAUCUGACACCGACAAUGGAAAAUAUUUUUAACAAUAUUAAAAAAAAAAACAAUUAAUCUUGAAUUCUGAUAAAUAGUCCUAAUAAAGCGAAUGUGUAUGCCUUCAUAAGGAAAGCCUAAUGCUAAUUAGUUUUAAAGUACACAUUUAUCAAAGACAUAAUUUGAUUUUUCAUUGACUGAAACAAAAUUUUUAAAUAUUUAUAAAUUGCCCAAGGGACCUCUACCGAAUGCUGUUUCAUUUCGGUAGUCUGCUAAACCUCUCUAUGGUUCCAAUACGCACGUCCUAAACGUUACUACAUUUAAUGUGAUACCACCAGCCUAUGUUAAAUAAACGGCUGUAAUUUGUGUUUAUCGGAGUUUGUCACAUAUGAUCCUUUCAUUAGAAUCGUUGUUAAGAAAAUAUAGGCCUAGAAUUUUGUACUCUCCAAUUAGAAAUAAAAUAAUAUGAUAAGUUAAUAAUAUCCUAACAGUAACCAAAAAAGUAAAUAAACGCAGAGGAACCCUUUUCACCGCUCAGUUCUAAAGCACUUUGAAGCUCCCAUAAUUGGGAGCUCGCUGGAACAGAACUCACAGAAGCUCGAGUGAAAGUGGCAUCUGACUAUCCUAUCCUACCAACAACAAAAAAGUAGAGAGAAUUUUAAGGGAAAAUAUAAUAAUAAUAAUAUAUUUGAGCUCUUCCGGCCAAGUUUGAGUAGCAGUUGACGAUUCAGAAAUUUACCUACAGGUUUGUCCGACAGGGCCGAGGUGCAAAUCAGUUGGCCGUAUGUCCUGAGCCGGGAAUGAAAUGAAAUGGGAAAGAUCUAGAGAGAUUUUAAGGUUUAGGAUUGUCAAAAAUUGUACUUUUCGAUAAAAAAAAAAAAAGUACUUUUUUGGCUCGGAAAAUUGAUGUCGACCCCAUGGCAUGUCCGAAAUGCACGGACCCCCGUCGUCAUGACGAGGUUCCGUCCGACCGGGCCGUGACUACUCAUUUUGAAUAGUUUGUCUGAGGUGAGAAAGUAGAAUUUAGUAUUGUAAAACCAUAGUAUAAUAACUUCCGAAUUUAGGGAGACUAGCUGACCUGUUUCAAAAAAAGAAAUGUGUUAAAAACUGGUCAAUGGUAUACCGUUUUUGUUGAACGAAGAAGAAAUAAAGUCCAAUAUUUUAA
This is a messenger RNA of Anneissia japonica, 3747 nucleotides long. RefSeq names its product UDP-GalNAc:beta-1,3-N-acetylgalactosaminyltransferase 1-like. The transcript is spliced from 2 exons. NCBI's taxonomy places the organism in Eukaryota, Metazoa, Echinodermata, Crinoidea, Comatulida, Comatulidae. The coding region runs from base 214 to 1737 and encodes 507 amino acids. The record is from RefSeq and is a predicted model, not a curated record. Gene Ontology annotation, molecular function: hexosyltransferase activity. Gene Ontology annotation, cellular component: membrane.